CAGUCUCAUUCGAGCAUGCAAGUGUCUCCUCGAAGCGCAUGCACCAUCAGCAAUGGCAGCAGCUAGCCACAAAAACUUCAGACUACGGGGCAUCCCGCUCGAAUGCGAGACUAGGAGUGAGGUUUGCAGCCUUGUUCAGAAGACUCUUGCACUCGAGCCCAAUGCCAGCCCUACUGUUUACUCGCUUGCAUGUUCCCCCACAGAUCCAAAUAGCAAGAUCGCGACACUCAGUUUUCCUUCAAUUCCAGAAUGUUUAUCCGAUUGCACAAAGGUUGAGUGGAGUUUCGACUUAUCUGGCGAUAACGACAUCGAUUUCAGCAGGUCUCUUGCUUUCGACACACACUUUACAGGUUUCACACCGUUUCAUCCCACAAGCGAUACUGAUUGCCAGAUUGACUUGAUUGCAGUCUGUGGCCUUGGAGGGCAUGCGCUGGGUUCAUUCAAGGAAAAGAAUGGUCGCUUCGUUUGGCUGCGAGAUGCACUUCCAUCAGACAUCCCAAAUGCAAGGAUUUUAACCUACGGCUACAAUAGUCAGCUUGUCGGAAGUGAAUCCUUUCAAAGCUUGACUGACCUGGGAAGAACAUUGCAGAUUGACCUUGAGGACAUUCGUGACUCAAACCAACCUCGCUCAAUUCUAUUCAUCGGACAUAGCCUGGGUGGGCUUGUCAUCAAAGAGACCGUCCGAAUAUUAAAAGAAGAGUCUCUUGGGCCCGACCUUUCAAUCUUAAACGCCGUUUCCGGCUUCGCCUUCUUUGGGGUUCCCCAUCGAGGUUUAGAAGUCAAGUGUCUGGUUCCUCUGGUAAAGGAUAAUCCCAACCGAGCACUUCUCGAGUCCCUCAACAAGAACUCUUCGCUUCUCGAGCACCUACAAAAUGAGUUCGGCAAAAUAUCCAAAGCGAGAAACCUCUCUGUUGUGUCGUUCUAUGAGACAGAAAAGUCCCCUACCGCAAUCUGGAUAAAUGGCAAAUGGGAGAUGUCUGGCACCAGCGAAGUGCUGGUAGAAGUGUUCUCGGCAACCUGCGGUUGUCAAAAGCAGCAUCCAAUCAACCGAAACCACUCUGAGAUGGUGAAAUACAGUGGCAUCCAUGAUCAAUUGUACCGAAGAGUAUUGAUUGCCCUCCGUCCUAUACUUGGUGUAUCACGAGGACGGCAUGGAAUUGCAGGUAUAAGAGAAGGGCCACAAGCUUGUGUUCAACUUUCAAAUGACGAGCAGGAGUGCCUGAAAUCGCUAUCAUUCCCCGAGCAAGAGCACAGAUACUCCGAGAUCUCCUACGCGAACGACACUUGCGAUUGGCUUCUAGAAGACUACAACUAUCAGAAAUGGAUGAAAUCAGAUCGCGGGCUCUUCUGGAUCAAAGGAUGCCCUGGAACAGGCAAAUCGACCCUUAUGAAGUUUGCAGCUGAUACGAUGAGCCACAGGAAGUCCGUAGAAGUCAUCGCUUCCUUUUUCAUCCAUGGACGCGGCAUAACAUUGCAACAGACGCCGUUGGGCAUAUUUCGAGCUUUGCUAAAUUCGUUGCUCUUGUCGUUUCCCAAGUACCUCGCGGAGCUCACAGAAGUCUUCCAAGAUAAACAGAAGCGUCACGGAUCAUAUGAGUAG
This is a messenger RNA of Fusarium verticillioides 7600, 1600 nucleotides long. RefSeq lists its product as hypothetical. The transcript is spliced from 7 exons. The record is from RefSeq and is a predicted model, not a curated record. Bases 53 to 1600 code for a protein of 515 amino acids. NCBI's taxonomy places the organism in Eukaryota, Fungi, Ascomycota, Sordariomycetes, Hypocreales, Nectriaceae.